GAGGCAGGUCCCCCCAACGCCUUCCCCGCGUCACCUAUGGCCCCUGGGGAAAGAGGAUGAUGACUGGGGGUUCUGCCGGGUCUGGACGCCGGUCCUUUUCUAGCAAUAUUGUCACAACGCCUGAACGCCCUCGCACCGCGAAGGCUCUCGGCUGCAAAAACCCCAAUCAUCACCAGAGUUGCGAAGCGGGCUUGGAAGGCAGAAGAUAUUCAAGGUUACAUUUUGGUACUUUCAAAGGUUCGUCCUAUGAGAAGAACAGCCAAUUACAGCAGUAUAUUCUAGAUUACUCCUUACGGGAGCACCCUAUCCUAAAGAAGUUGAGAUUGAUUACAUCACAAUGUCGUCAUGGCUUUAUGAUGGUGUCUUGUGAUGAGGCCCAGCUUCUGGCAAACCUGGCAAAGCUGAUCAGAGCAAAGAAAGCAAUUGAAGUUGGUGUUUUUACAGGCUACAACACUUUAAGUAUGGCUUUAGUCCUACCAGAGGAUGGCAGAAUUGUUGCCUGUGAUGUCAGUGAAGAGUAUGUCAAUAUUGGGAAGCCUCUCUGGAAAGAGGCAGGAGUAGAUCAUAAAAUUGACCUAAGGAUAAAACCAGCCAUCCAAACUUUGGAUGAACUUCUAGCAAAUGGUGAAGCUGAAACCUUUGAUUUUGCUUUCAUCGAUGCUGACAAAGAGAGUUACAAUGAUUACUAUGAAAAAUGUUUACGCCUCAUAAGAAAAGGGGGAAUAAUAGCUAUUGACAAUGUUUUGUGGUCGGGGAAGGUACUUAAACCAGCAAGUCAUGAUAUUGCCCAGAUGAUGCAUCAGUUGAAUGAAAAGAUAUUCCAUGAUCCGCGUGUGGUCGUAAGCAUGAUCAUGAUGUGGGAUGGCCUGACAUUGGCAUUCAAGCUCUAAUGGAGGAGGAGGAGAAAGAGGAGGAGGGUGGCUUUGAAGAAGCAAGUAGGCUGAGCCCUGAAAACCUCUUCACAUAUUGGGAAUGAAUAGGAAGCAUACAAUUAUGUGUAUUUUGAUCUUGUCUCAGCAAAAUAUUUCAGGCUUCAAAUAGUAAUAUAAACAAAGAGGAGGUCACUCCAAUUAUUUUCUUAUCUGCUACAGCGAUGGCUAACAAUCAUGGACAGAAUUAUGAAGAAAUUGCCUUGUAUGUUUUCAAGAUAAAAUGGAGGCUGUUUUUUCACA
Molecule: messenger RNA, 1172 nt
Organism: Pogona vitticeps (central bearded dragon)
Lineage: Eukaryota; Metazoa; Chordata; Lepidosauria; Squamata; Agamidae
Source: RefSeq, a predicted model, not a curated record